This is a messenger RNA of Pimephales promelas (fathead minnow), 804 nucleotides long. NCBI's taxonomy places the organism in Eukaryota, Metazoa, Chordata, Actinopteri, Cypriniformes, Leuciscidae. The record is from RefSeq and is a predicted model, not a curated record.
AUGGAGUUCCUGAAAGUUAUCUUAGAGGUGGUUGUUGCAUUUGAUCUGCCUGAUGUCUUGGGAAGUUUAAGCCUUGUGCAAGAGCCUUUUGGCCUUCAGGGGAAGCAGCUGUUACAGGGUCCUGUGAAGCCUCUGGAUUGGAGGUAUCCCAUCGUUCCCGAGGUGCAGAGUCAGUUGGUGAUGGACUUCCAGUUGAGGCAACCUGUGACUCCCAGCAGCGUAGUGGUUCAAUGUGGUGAGAACCGGGUUCUCGUAGAGUUCCAGCAGGAUUUUUUUCAGCAAUGUGUUUUUUGUGUAGAUGAUUGGUCCUAUCAGAGGCCUUCAUACUCCUAUUUCCUGGGUGGUGUUAUUAACAUCAAGGCUUCUGUGAAGCAGUUCAAUCUUGUGCCUCUGCGUGUGUUUUUGGACAGCUGUGUGGCCACUCAAGUACCUGAUGUGAAUUCUCUUCGGAGAUAUUCCUUCAUUGAGAAUCAUAGGUGCUUUGUGGAUGCCAAAACUACAGCUUCCAGCUCCCGCUUCAUGCCUCGGUCCCAGGUUGACAAGAUCCAGUUCCAGCUGGAGGCAUUUAUGUUCCAGGAGAGCAACAGACCUUCUAUCUUCAUAACGUGUCUUCUGAAGGCAAGCAGAAAUCCUGUUCCUUUGCCAAUGGGUGGUUUGCUGCUGAUAAUGACCAAGUUUAUGGUUGCUGUGACUGAACAUGUGGUCCUGGUGAAUUUGCUGCUUCUCCCAAUGGAGGCAUUCAGUGGGAAGGCAAGGCCUCACUUGGUCCUUUAAUGAUUCAAGGGCAAAAGAGAGCUCAAUAAA